Molecule: messenger RNA, 1113 nt
Organism: Bradysia coprophila
Lineage: Eukaryota; Metazoa; Arthropoda; Insecta; Diptera; Sciaridae
Source: RefSeq, a predicted model, not a curated record
UAAUCAUUUGCCGAUGAAGUGCGCUAAAGAAAUACGAAGCAAGUCAAUUUUGCAUUGAUCGCCAACGAAACGAGUAAUUGCGCUGCAUUUUUUGUGCGAAGUUUUGUUCUUUGUUUCGAGAUAAUGGAACCGAAUAGAAGGAGUGCAGGUCGGAUAAAAACAAAAUUCGACUUGGGCCUUGCAUUCUGGAAAUAUCUGAUGUUACUUUUGAAUGUUGGCUUCGUUAUAUCAAGCGUCUUAUUGAUAUCGGCUGGAGUUUCAACGUAUCUCACAUUUAAAACAAUGUACAAUGAAAUGGGUGAUGCUUUCCGAAUGUUAUCAAUUUUUUGGAUGGUUGUUGGAGUUACCACAACAGCCAUCGGGACAUUUGGUAUUUUCGUUGCUUUUAAAGAGAAUGUAACCCUAGCAAAUUUGUAUGGCAUUGCAAUGACGUUUGUAUUUUUGGGUCCAAUCUCUGCCGGUAUUGCUGACUUCACUCUGAUAUCCAGAUCACGAUAUAUCGCAUCAGACCUACUGGAUUCAAUGAUUAAAGGUUAUAGUUACAGCAAUGAAUAUAGGUACAACAUAGACUACGUCUAUAACUAUAUCUACAACUUUGCUGGCUAUAGCUACUACUAUGAAUACGACUACCGUUCUGCAAUGGACUGGAUACAAACGAAGUUUGAAUGCUGUGGCAAUAAUGGACCAAGCGAUUGGGCAAAUUUAUUGCUUUAUUGGUUACCCCAUCACCUACAAACUGUCGAUGGGCCCAUUAACUCAGCCCUUGGCGAGUACCCAAUGCCUGCGUCGUGUUGUGUGCAAAACAGCAAUUACGUGAAAUUAACUUGCGAAAAAUAUCACAGCACCGGCUGUUUCGAGCCUAUUCAUCAAAUUUUUUCUGAGACUGUCAUGUCGAUUGGUACUUUUGGACUAUUCUUUUCCAUGUUGCAGAUGUUGGCCAUCAUCUUAGGAUUCGUGUAUGCUCAGAUUCUACGUGACAAAUCCAGAGUCCAGAAUUAUGUGAACGUCUCGAAUAGUGUUCAAGAAGAAGAAAGAAAUGUGAGCUGUUGUUGAUGUAAAUUAAAAGUUGGAAGCUCCAGUUUUUUUCAUGCUUCGGACGGACAAUGAUGGCAA